Gossypium raimondii (Peruvian cotton) is the source of this 3195-nucleotide messenger RNA. Its product is annotated as protein MEI2-like 5. Bases 180 to 2744 code for a protein of 854 amino acids. Lineage: Eukaryota; Viridiplantae; Streptophyta; Magnoliopsida; Malvales; Malvaceae. The record is from RefSeq and is a predicted model, not a curated record. The transcript is spliced from 13 exons. Gene Ontology annotation, molecular function: RNA binding.
UUAUAAAGAGGGAAAGAGAAAGCAAAGUACUUUUUACUUCAAAUUCUCUCUCUCUUCACGGCUCUCUAAGUUUGUUUGCGUGUGAUCGUGGCAGAGAGUCUUUCUAUUGAAAAUCAGUUAAAUUAUUUUCCCUUUAAUUUUUCACACUCUUUGAACCUCAUUCAGAAAAAGGCAAUGCAAUGAAGCAGUCUGUUGACCAUUUGGUUUCAGAUCCUACUAAGAUUCCAAGAGAAAAUGCAUCUAAAAAAGUGGAAAGUGCAUGGCGGAUUUUAUCUGGUUCUGAUGCAUACCAUGCCUCAACUGAUGCUACCCUCUUUUCUAGCUCAUUGCCUGUUCUUCCACAUGAAAAACUGAACUUAAAUGAUACGGACAAUAAUUAUCAAUCUAUUGAUGGUAUUACAUCUGAUCUAAAUAACCUAAGUCAAGAUGUGGAAAGCAAUGAUCCACUCGGGGAUAUUGAAGCUCAUGCACUUGGAAACUUGCUUCCUGAUGAUGAGAAUGAGCUUUUAGCAGGCAUAAUGGAUGAUUUUGAUUUAAGUGGGUUGCCUAAUUCACUGGAAGAUCUAGAGGAGUAUGAUCUUUUUGGCAGUGGUGGAGGUAUGGAAUUAGAAACUGAUCCACAGGAGAGCCUGACCAUCGGCAUGUCAAAAGUGAGUCUCUCUGAUGCUGUUGUUGGGAAUGGCAUGCCCCAUUAUGCCCUUCCAAAUGGUGUUGGAACUAUAGCUGGGGAACAUCCGUAUGGAGAACAUCCUUCGAGGACAUUAUUUGUUCGUAAUAUAAAUAGCAAUGUUGAGGAUUCUGAAUUAAGAGCUCUUUUUGAGCAAUAUGGUGAUAUUAGAACUCUGUACACGGCAUGUAAACAUCGGGGCUUUGUGAUGAUAUCCUAUUAUGACAUUCGUGCUGCUCGAACAGCUAUGCGUGCAUUACAGAACAAGCCACUAAGACGGAGAAAACUUGACAUUCACUUCUCAAUUCCUAAGGAUAAUCCAUCAGAGAAGGAUGUUAAUCAAGGAACUUUAGUAGUAUUUAAUUUGGAUCCAUCUGUUUCAAAUGAAGAUCUUCGUCAAAUAUUUGGGGUUUAUGGUGAGGUUAAAGAGAUAAGGGAAACACCAUACAAGCGACACCAUAAGUUCAUUGAGUUUUAUGAUGUUAGAGCUGCAGAACAAGCUCUUAAGUCACUGAAUAGAAGUGAUAUAGCCGGUAAACGUAUUAAGCUUGAACCUAGUCGCCCUGGAGGAGCUCGUCGCAAUAGUUUGAUGUUGCAACUUAAUCAAGAUCUUGAACAAGAUGAAUCUCGGGGUUUUAGACAUCAAGUUGGUUCUCCGAUAACCAAUUCUCCUCCAGGUAGCUGGGCACAGUUUAACAGUCCUAUAGAGCAUAGUCCAAUGCAUUCUUUUAGCAAGUCCCCUGUUUUUGGGACCAUGAGCCCAACUACCAGCAAUCAAUUAUCUGGUCUGGCUUCUAUUCUGCAUCCUCAAGUGUCGAGCUCCGUGAAAGUUGCACCGAUUGGCAAGGACCAAGCAAGGGGUGGUCAUGUAGAGCAUGCAUUAACCAAUACAAAUUCAACCCAUGGAGCUGGGUUUCAACUUUCCCAUUCUCUUCCAGAGCCAAAGUUGAGCCAAUACCAUGGAACCAUACCUACUUUUGGCCCAUCAAAUGGUUCCAGGAUGGAAACAUUGUCUGGGCCACAGUUUCUUUGGGGGAACCCAAAUUCAUAUACAGAUCGCACAAACUCUUCAGUCUGGCCAACAUCAUCUAUGGAACAUCCAUUUUCAUCCAAUGGAAAUGGCCAUGGCUUUCCAUACACAGGUCGGCAAGGAUCUUUCUCAGGCUCAUCCCACCAUCACCAUCACAUGGGAUCUGCUCCAUCUGGUGUUCCUCUGGAAAGGCACUUUGGUUUCUUCCCAGAAUCAUCAGAAAAUUCAUUCAUUAGUCCUGCUACAUUUGGAGGCAUGAGUGUAGGCCACAAUGAAGGUUUUAUGGUUAACAUGGGUUCUCGUGCUCCUAUGAGUUCAGGUAUUGGCAUUCCACGGAAUGUGUCUGAGAACAGUUCAAGUAUGAGAAUGAUGUCUUCACCUAGGUUAAGUCCUGUAUUUUUAGGCAAUGGCCUAUACCCAGGACUACUGCCAAACAGUAUGGAGGGGUUGGCUGAGCGUGGCCGGAGCAGACGGGUUGAAAAUAAUCGGAACCAGCUGGAUAACAAAAAGCAGUUUCAGCUGGAUUUGGAUAAAAUUAUUAGCGGUGAAGAUACUCGAACAACUCUGAUGAUAAAAAAUAUUCCAAAUAAGUAUACCUCAAAGAUGUUGCUGGCUGCCAUUGAUGAAAAUCAUCAGGGAACUUACGAUUUUCUCUAUUUGCCAAUAGAUUUUAAGAAUAAGUGCAAUGUGGGCUAUGCCUUUAUCAAUAUGCUGUCUCCUUCACACAUUAUACCAUUUUAUGAGGCAUUUAAUGGAAAGAAGUGGGAGAAGUUUAAUAGCGAGAAAGUUGCUUCUUUGGCAUAUGCUCGAAUCCAGGGAAAGGCAGCUCUUGUUGCCCACUUCCAGAAUUCAAGCUUGAUGAAUGAAGAUAAGCGCUGCCGCCCAAUUCUCUUUCACUCUGAAGGUCCAGAUGGUGGCGAUCAGACCAUCCCAGAGCAUUUACACUCUAGUUUGAAUAUCAUCCGCCAGCCAAAUGGGUUACCCUCGGGUGAUUCUUCAGGUAGCCCCAAAAAGAAAGAUGCUGGCGAGGAGCUUGAAACCUUCUAGCAGCUUAAUAUCAGGAGAUUUUGCCCUUGUACCAAAUUCAUGGGGCAGUGAAGGCUAACAUAUUUCGUACAUAGUCGACCGUAAGAACAUAGGAAGAGGUGAACCCGCUAUUGACAGGAUGCUGAUUUUGUGUAGUCUAAGCUAGCUGAGCAUUCGAACAUGGAAACUGUAGGUUCAUUGUGGUUUGUGCACGCAUCAAUAUCUUUUUGUCUUGUAUUUGAGAGGAUGUUAUGGUGGGGUUUCUGCAUCAUUGUUCUGUCUCUGCCUUGGCCUCUCUAUUUUGGUUUCUUUUUCGGGGUUUCGAAAUGGGCAUAAGCGUUGUGAGAGUUGAGAUUUUGAUGGCUAGGGAUGUAAAAUUAGUGCCAUUAACAGAAAAUUGUAUAGUUGAGAAAACAAACUGUUUUUGUUUAUCACAUAAUUUGGUUCUCUAUGAAAUGGAUGCAAUUGACAA